Diceros bicornis minor is the source of this 4011-nucleotide messenger RNA. RefSeq names its product transmembrane channel like 7 (gene TMC7). Gene Ontology annotation, cellular component: plasma membrane. Bases 16 to 2196 code for a protein of 726 amino acids. The record is from RefSeq and is a predicted model, not a curated record. NCBI's taxonomy places the organism in Eukaryota, Metazoa, Chordata, Mammalia, Perissodactyla, Rhinocerotidae. Gene Ontology annotation, molecular function: mechanosensitive monoatomic ion channel activity. The transcript is spliced from 16 exons.
GCGCGGGGCGCGGCCAUGAGCGAGUCCAGCGCCAGCGCGCUCCCGCCCGGCCGGCCCGGCGGGCGGCCCUUCGCGCACCAAGAGAGCCUCUCUUUGGACUCCAGUUGCUUUUCUUCUCCUCCUGUGAAUUUCCUUCAAGAAUUGCCAAGCUACCGGUCCAUUGCGCGCAAGAGGACGACCAUCCCUUCCCGAGACAAGCAGAGUGACACUUUGCUGAAGCCGACAGACUCCUACAGCUCCCAGCUGGAGGGCGGGAUCACUGAAAACCUCAAUAGCCAAUCCAUUCGCAAGUACGCACUGAACAUCUCUGAGAAGCGGAGACUAAGGGACAUUCAGGAGACCCAAAUGAAGUAUUUAUCCGAGUGGGACCAGUGGAAACGGUAUAGCAGCAAGUCUUGGAAGAGGUUCCUAGAGAAGGCUCGAGAGAUGGCCUCCCACCUGGAGCUGUGGCGGGAGGACAUUCGCAGCAUAGAAGGGAAAUUUGGCACUGGGAUUCAGUCCUAUUUCUCCUUCUUGCGGUUUCUGGUGUUGCUGAAUUUGGUGAUAUUUCUGAUCAUCUUUCUGCUGGUUUUGCUCCCAAUCUUGCUCACGGAAUACAAGAUCACCAACAGCAGCUUCGUACUCAUCCCAUCCAAAGACAAGGAUAUUCAAUGCACAAUAUAUCCCAUAAGUAGCUCUGGACUCAUUUACUUUUAUAGUUAUAUCGUAGACUUGCUCUCUGGCACUGGUUUCUUGGAGGAGACCUGCCUCUUUUAUGGACAUUACACCAUUGACGGGGUGCAAUUUCAGAACUUCACCUAUGAUUUGCCCCUGGCCUAUUUGUUAAGCACAAUUGCCUACCUCACCCUGAGCCUUCUUUGGAUAGUGAAAAGGUCGGUGGAAGGCUUCAAGAUCAACCUGAUCCGGAGUGAGGAGCACUUCCAGAGUUACUGCAACAAGAUCUUCGCCGGCUGGGACUUCUGCAUCACCAACCGCAGCAUGGCGGACCUAAAGCACAGUAGCCUGCGGUACGAGCUCCGGGCAGAUCUGGAGGAAGAAAGAAUACGGCAGAAAAUAGCAGAAAGGACCUCAGAAGAAACGAUCAAGAUAUACUCUUUGAGACUGUUUUUGAAUUGUAUUGUUCUGGCUGUUUUAGGGGCAUGCUUUUACGCAAUCUAUACAGCAACUAUAUUCUCGCAAGAACACAUGAAGAAAGAAAUUGACAAGAUGGUUUUUGGAGAGAACCUCUUGAUAUUGUACCUGCCUUCUAUUGUGAUCACUCUGGCCAAUUUCAUUACCCCGAUGAUCUUCGCCAGGAUCAUCCAGUAUGAGGAUUAUUCCCCAGGCUUUGAGAUCCGGCUGACGAUCCUUAGGUGUGUCUUUAUGCGGCUGGCCACCAUCUGUGUGCUGGUGUUUACCCUGGGCUCCAAGAUUACAUCCUGUGAUAACUAUUCCUGUGAACUCUGUGGCUACAACCAGAAACUCUACCCGUGCUGGGAGACCCAAGUUGGGCAAGAAAUGUACAAGCUGAUGAUCUUCGACCUCAUCAUCAUCUUGGCUGUGACGCUUUUUGUGGAUUUUCCUAGAAAGCUCCUGGUGACCUACUGCCCCUCUUCGAAGCUGAUCCAGUGCUGGGGGCAGCAGGAGUUUGCCAUUCCCGACAACGUUCUGGGCAUUGUGUACGGGCAGACCAUUUGCUGGAUCGGGGCGUUUUUCUCCCCGCUUCUCCCAGCAAUUGCGACCUUGAAAUUCAUUAUCAUCUUUUACGUGAAAGAGAUGAGUCUUAUUUAUACCUGCAGACCCUCCCCGAGGCAGUUCAGAGCAUCCAAUUCUAAUUUCUUCUUCCUGUUGGUGUUGUUGAUUGGCCUGUGUUUGGCUAUAAUACCUCUGACAAUCAGCAUGGCACGCAUCCCUUCCUCGAAAGGCUGCGGGCCAUUCACCAACUUCAACACCACCUGGGACGUGGUCCCCAAGACAGUGAGCACCUUCCCCAGCUCGCUGCAGUCCCUGGUGCAUGGCAUCACAUCCGAAGCCUUCGCGGUGCCCUUCUUCAUGAUCAUCUGCCUUAUUAUGUUUUACUUCAUCGCCCUAGCCGGAGCACACAAGCGGGUGGUCGUCCAGCUCCGAGAGCAGCUGUCCCUGGAAAGUCGUGACAAGCGUUAUCUAAUCCAGAAACUAACAGAAGCCCAGAGGGAAAUGAGGAACCGACUCGACUGACAAUGAAGAUGCUGCUCUGUGUCUCUUAUAAGCUUACCUAGUGACCUGCCGAGCCUGCAAAGGCCGCCUGACUUUUGAGCGGGAAUUUUAAAAUAUAUUUUUCUGGACUUCGGGCCUUUUCUGAAAGUGGAUCCAUACGUGCAGCUGCGGUGGCCGUGUUUACGUAAACCAGCCCCUAUUUAGGGCUUUAGUGACUUAGAAAAGCAGGUUCAAAAGCAAGUCUUUGCCUUAGACCAGCGACUCAGUGACGACUCUACCAAAAAACCAACUUAGGAAGCCGUUGAAGGUUUUACAACAAAAAAUUGAGGAGGAGAGACCUUCUCUAUUUUCAAAAGCUUAUUUGUGUUGUCUUUUAAAGUUAACUGUAGAGGUUGUCCGUUUACAAGGCUGGGUUAUUUCUUUUGAACCAGGUUUAGGUUGAGAAAUGUUCUAAGAAGUAGUAACUCUUUUGAACGGUUCUGUAGACUUAAAAUGGAGGCCAGAUUUUUUUUUUCCCCCUAAAUGAGGAGAAAUCCUUGAAUCGUGAUGUUUGGAACAGAUGGUGGGAACAUGGAGAGGAUGGUUAUGUAAUUUCAGCUCCACGGUAGUAACACGAGAGAAAAGCCAGCUCCUGCUGUGUGAAUGAGCAGCCUCUGAAUGCCUGGAUUAAGCCUUAUGAGGAUGAGAAUUGCUGCUGGAUGAUGGCCUUGAUGCCUUAGCUUCCUGGGCAUUUUGCUGCAGCCUUAUUAGUCAGGGGAAAGCUGCUUUUAAGGCACUGAAUAUCCACGAGCCUUCAGUUCCCUUCUAGUCCUGAGUUCUGAGACUUAGCAGAGCGCCCUGUGCCAUCAAAAUUAAGAGGCAGAGUUUGUCUCUGAAUAUUCCAAAUGCCAUUUCCCUUCCUGCCCUGAGGUCUCCAUUUCUGAAGGACACUUAACAUUUCAGAGCCAGGCUGGAAAGUUCUGUAUAUUUGAGCUGUGGCUUUAUUGCAUACAUGUUUUGGGAUGUGGGUUGCAGCUUCAGACCAGCCUGUGCAAGUAGACCAAACUCUAAUGGAUGCUGGCAUCUUAAAUGCACAUAUCCAUAUUUUUUGUUUUCUUGUGCUUAAAAUUUUUAAUUUUAUUUUACAAAACAUGCAGAGUAUCCCUUAAGAUUUCCGUUACAGUAAAAACCGUAUGCAGUAAAUACCUCAUCAUAAACUUACCUGAAAUUGAUAGCUCUGAACCUUUUAAUAGAAGCCUGUUAUUGUUUAAUGUAAUCGGUUUUCAUUUUAAUAUCUUCAGAAGCUUUUUCAUAGUACUGCAGUUUUGUAAUGAACCGUUUGAGUCUUCCUUCCAAAAGGAAGCUUUUCUUCCUUUCUCUGGCUCUAAGCCUUUCCUGGGGGUGGGGUAGCCUGGAAUUCAAAGUUGGAUGCAGGUUUAUGAAUGCUAGUAUCAUGGAGUUUUGAGCAUCCAAAAGUUCAUUCCAUCCUCACUUUAAAAAACAAGUUCUAAUUGUUGGCAUUUCUGCCUAGUGCCUUUAUGUAUAUAAUGUUCUUACCUUUACCGUGCUUCUGAGGACAGUCAAGUUGUGUGUGUGUGUGUGUGUGUGUGUGAGAGAGAGAGAGAGAGAGAGAGAGAGAGAGAGAGAGAGAUGGAAGCUCUUUCUUCCCCUUUUAUAAAACUGAUCCUGAAAUAUGCUAAUAUAUUAGUUUUAGUUAAAUACUGCUAAUUUGCAUACCUCUUACUUGAAUGUUUUCAUAUAUUUUGAUAGCUUUAAUAACCUCAGGUGAUGUCUGUAUAAUGGUCACAGUGCAGCUGUCUCUAACAAAUGUGCAUUAAAACUACUGAUUAAACGGUG